CCCCUCUUUCCUUUGCCUCGCAGCCCAGGUGGGAAAGACCUCCUUGAUCAUGGCCCUGGUGGGCGAGGAGUUCCCGGAAGAGGUACCUCCUCGGGCAGAAGAGAUCACAAUUCCGGCAGACGUCACCCCCGAAAAAGUCCCUACCCACAUUGUGGACUACUCAGAAUCGGAACAGACGGAGGAAGAACUCCAAGAAGAAAUUGCCAAGGCGAACGUGGUGUGUAUGGUCUAUGACGUCACGGAGGAGUCCACCAUCGAUAAGAUUCGGACAAAAUGGAUUCCGAUGGUGAAUGGGGGAGCUGACAAGUGUUCCAGGAUCCCAAUCAUCCUUGUGGGAAACAAGUCGGACCUGCAGACCGGGAGCUCCAUGGAAACCAUCCUGCCCAUUAUGAACCAGUUCUCAGAAAUAGAGACCUGUGUGGAGUGUUCCGCCAAGAAUCUGAAGAACAUCUCCGAGCUAUUCUACUAUGCCCAGAAGGCGGUUUUGCACCCGACGGCUCCUCUGUACGACCCAGAGGAGAAACAGAAGUCCUGCUUCGGCAACCCUCUGGCUCCCCAAGCGCUAGAAGACGUGAAGAUGGUGGUCUGGAAGAACACGACCGACGGGGUUCAGGACAACGGCCUGACACUCAAUGGCUUCCUUUUCCUCAACACCCUCUUCAUCCAGAGGGGGAGACACGAGACCACCUGGACCAUCCUGCGCCGCUUCGGCUACGACGAUGCCCUGGAGCUGACGGACGAAUAUCUCUACCCGCCGAUCCGGGUGCCCCAGGACUGCUCCACGGAGCUCAAUCACUUCGCCUACCAGUUCCUCCAGAGGAUCUUUGAGAAACACGACAAGGACCGGGACGGCGCCCUCUCCCCAGCCGAGCUGCAGAGCUUCUUCAGCGUCUUCCCUUACGUGCCCUGGGGCACCGAGCUCUACCACACGGUAUGCACCACUGAUAACGGCCUGCUUUCCCUGCAUGGAUUCCUCUGCCAGUGGACGCUGGUCGCCUACUUGGACGUCCAUCGCUGCCUGGAGCACCUCGGUUACCUGGGCUACCCCAUCUUCUCAGAGCAGGAUUCUCAGGUUCACGCCAUCACAGUUACACGGGAGAAAAGGAUUGACCUGGAGAAGGGCCAGACGCAUCGGAACGUCUUCCUGUGCAAAGUGAUCGGAUCUCGAGGCGCUGGCAAGUCUGCCUUCCUGCAGGCCUUCCUCGGGAAGAACCUGUCUGCCCAAAGAAGAUCUGAAGGGAAGCUGUCCUGUUAUACAAUUAACACCGUGCAAGUCAACGGGCAAGAGAAGCAUUUAAUACUGCAAGAGGUGGAGGCGGACGUGGAGUUUGCGAAAGCAUCCGACGCGGCUUGCGAUGUUGCCUGCUUAUUGUACGACGCGACGGACCACAAGUCGUUCAACUACUGUGCCAGCGUUUAUAAGCAGCACUACAUGGACGGUCAGAUUCCAUGCCUCUUUGUGGCCUCUAGAGCAGACCUGCCAGAGACGACAUUCCCCCACGGGCUCUCGCCGGCCGAAUUCUGCUACAAGCAUCGCCUCCCUCCGCCGUUCUGCUUCAGCUGCAACGGACAAGGGCCACCCAACCCCGCCAUCUAUGCCAAGCUGGCCACAGCGGCUACCUUUCCGCACCUCAACGACAUUGACCUGGGCACCGCCUCUUUCUGGAUCCGGGUUGCCUUGGGAGCCACCGUGACCGCCAUUGUGGGCGUCGCGCUCUACAAGGCGAUGGCCAAGAACAAGUAGAGGAGGAGAAGAGGACAACAAAAGAGACAGAUACCGGUCUCCUUCCGCCCCCCUGCCUUUUCGUCCUUUCGCCCGGCUCAAGAAAACCAGUGUCAUCCGCUCCAAGCCACUUGCAUGAGGAAAGGAACACGUCUCCAGAAGGGUGGAUCUCCCCUUGGUCUCCUUCGGGUUGGAGGAGAGUGAGGGUCAGGCAGAAGACCAUCACGGGCACCAGCCAAGGCAGGAAGUGGCCACCGAGUCAUCCAGCCGACGUAGGCCAGACUCUCGCGUCCUCAUUCCAUCCCAGCACCACCUCCAAAAAA
This is a messenger RNA of Pogona vitticeps (central bearded dragon), 2046 nucleotides long. The record is from RefSeq and is a predicted model, not a curated record. Lineage: Eukaryota; Metazoa; Chordata; Lepidosauria; Squamata; Agamidae.